AUGGGUUGUAUCGAGAGUAGGGAGGCGAAAGCGGCUGCCGCUCGGUCGAAAGUGAUCGACAAGACGCUCAAAGCAGACCGGGAGCAAUCUUGCAGACAAGCAAAAUUGCUCCUUUUAGGUGCCGGUGAAUCUGGCAAGAGCACUAUCGUUAAACAGAUGAAAAUAAUCCAUCAAGACGGAUAUUCCAAAGAAGAAUGCUUAAAGUAUAAACCUGUCGUAUUCAGCAAUACAGUGCAAAGCAUGGCUGCGAUACUUCGGGCUAUGGAACAAUUAGGGAUAUAUUUCGCGAGCGAUGAACGUUCGAGCUUACUGAUUUGCCGAUCGUUCUAUCGGGUACCGCUGUUGGACGUUCUCGUGAAUUUCAAAACAAGGUUUACAUUCAAGGGACUAGAUAUAAAAAUGUUUGACGUUGGUGGGCAACGUACCGAGCGGAAAAAGUGGAUACAUUGUUUUGAAGGAGUCACUGCCAUCAUUUUUGUUGUCGCAAUCAGUGAAUAUGAUCUCACUCUAGCAGAGGACCAAGAGGUGGUGAGUAACAUUUGCAAACAAAAAGCCUUGAAAAAGAUCACGAAAACUAAUGGGUUAAAAUAA
Echinostoma caproni is the source of this 591-nucleotide messenger RNA. The record is from the annotation of a GenBank genome assembly. NCBI's taxonomy places the organism in Eukaryota, Metazoa, Platyhelminthes, Trematoda, Plagiorchiida, Echinostomatidae.